Messenger RNA from Trachymyrmex septentrionalis, 859 nucleotides. RefSeq names its product amyloid protein-binding protein 2-like. The transcript has 3 exons. The record is from RefSeq and is a predicted model, not a curated record. The annotation marks the transcript as partial. Gene Ontology annotation, biological process: intracellular protein transport. NCBI's taxonomy places the organism in Eukaryota, Metazoa, Arthropoda, Insecta, Hymenoptera, Formicidae.
CGCGGACACCCUGUAGCUUCGGAUUAAAACUCGAUUCGACCCAGAACUCGAAACCUGGAAGGACAGAAGGUCUGAGAAGGCUCGAUUUCAGGUGCGAAGGCACUACGCGGUUUCGGUGUGCACUCGCAACCUGUCGGCUGUCGAGGGAAAAAACGCGACAUCUCUAUCUCCGAUCGCGCGACGUACUGUCCGUUCGCCCGCACAUUCCGCACGCACUUACAUACUACCACACACGCACGCGCAGUGUGCACCAACACGCACCACGACGGUGAGCAGCACAACGGUGCGGGUUACAACACCCGAGAUUGUGUUGGUGAUUAAUCAAAAAAAGGCCGUUCGCGAAAAUGGCCGAUGGACGCGAGCCACGGUUGUUUUCUACGAGAACCCUGUACCAAUUGUGCGUGUCCGCAGUGGUCGACAGGUUCCGCAUCUACAAACCAUACCUCGUCGACCUGCCCAAGAGCGUGCGGUUCGAUCUCUAUUAUCAGUUAUACACAGAGAGGAGACUAUGUAUAUUGGGGGCAGAAUUAAGCGAUCUGGAGACUUUCUCCAAGAUGCUCAAGGUCACCAAUCGCCGAUUACAACUCCUGAAAAUAUUUCAGGCGCCAAUGGAUCAUAAAAUAAGGAUAGCGAAACAUCUGGUCAUCAGUUACAAUAUGUGCUGUUUCAAAGCAAGAGAGAGCCCUUUACCGCAGGAAAUUGAUAAAUUAAUAAAUCUAGGUUUGAGACUUGGUGGAUUUCUCAGUGAUGCUGGCUGGUACUCGGAAAGCGAAGAAGUGUUGUUAGCUUGCAAGCAAUUAUGUAUGGACCACAAUCAGACCCCCAAGGAAUGGAGUAGGACAUUAGAUUGUUGUCACAA